GAAAAAUCUUGAAAUGAUUUUCUUUUCUUGAUGUUCUGUUUCUUAUUUUCCUUUGUUUUCUUGACGUACUGAUAUUUUCUCAGGCAUAAUGGAGAAUACCAUCAAAGAAAAUGGUGAAAAGGAAAACCAUUCCUUUCUUGAUUCCUCAGUACAAAAGGUUGAUCCAGGGAAGCUUCCUUCAUUGAGUUGGCAAAGAGGAUUGAAUAGCAAUGGAAAUGUACCUCAGGCGUUCAGUAUAAGUUUUCGAGAGAUAAUGCAUAUGCUUCCAAUGGGCGUGCGACUAUGGCGUUACGCCAAGGAACAAGCAGCAAGAGGAAGGCUGCCAAUAUUUGAUUUUUCAAAAAAGCGUGUGAUUACUGGUGAUCAUGGCAUUCCUUUAGGUGGCAUUGGUGCAGGAAGCAUUGGAAGAAGCUACAAAGGCCAGUUUCAAUCCUUUAAACUAUUCCCAUUGAUAUGUGGAGAAAGCCCUGUUUUUGCAAAUCAGUUUUCUGUCUUUGUAUCUCGCCCAAAUGGUAAGAAGUUUUCAACUGUAUUAUGUUCAAGCAGGCCAGAGAUACCCAAAGAAAGCAGGAGCUCAGGCAUUGAAUCAUGGGAUUGGAAUCUGGAAGGUGAGAAGUGUACAUACCAUGCUUUGUUUCCAAGGGCCUGGACAACCUAUGAAGGUGAGCCAGACCCAGAACUUAAAAUUGUUUGUCGUCAAAUCUCACCUUUCAUUCCCCACAACUACAAAGAAAGCAGCUUCCCUGUAUCAGUGUUUACAUUUACGCUAUCUAAUCAUGGAAGGACUUCAGCAGAUGUCACCUUGCUGUUUACUUGGGCUAAUUCUGUUGGUGGGGACUCUGGAUUUUCUGGUCAUCACUUCAACUCAAAGAUAGUGAAAGAAGAUGGAGUGCACGUAGUCACUUUAUACCACAAGUCAGCAGAUAGGCAGCCUCCAUUGACUUAUGCCGUUGCAGCGCAGGAGACACCUGAUGUACAUGUAUCAGAAUGUCCCUGCUUCCUUAUAUCUGGCAAUUCCCCGGGUUUCACUGCAAAAGAUAUGUGGGAUGAAAUUAAAAGGAACGGGACGUUUGACAACCUAGGCCACGUGAAAACUUCACCUUCAGAACCAGGAUCAUCAAUUGGAGCAGCAGUAGCAGCCUCUUUAACAAUUCCUCCUGAAUGCAUUCGCACUGUAACAUUUUCGUUGGCAUGGGACUGCCCAGAAGUAAGAUUCAGUGAAAGAAGCUAUUACAGGCGUUAUACAAAAUUCUAUGGCACUCUUGGGGAUGCAGCUGCUGAUAUUGCACAUGAUGCUAUUCUUGAGCAUACUAAUUGGGAAUCUCAGAUAGAGGCAUGGCAAAGACCAAUUCUUGAAGACAAAAGACUUCCUGAAUGGUACCCAAUCACUCUCUUCAAUGAACUCUAUUAUCUCAACUCUGGAGGAACUGUUUGGACAGAUGGAUCACCUGCAGUCCAAAGUUUGGCAGCCAUUUGGGAAAGAAAAUUUUCUCUUGAUAGGUCAAGUGCAGAUUUAGGAAAUGCAAGUGGUAAUGCUCAAAAAAAUGACACAUCUGUUGAGAUCCUAGAAAGGAUGGUAUCUAUUUAUGAGCAAAUACAGACUCCAGUAAACUCAAAUUCUGGUUUUGGAACAAAUUUGCUCCAGAGUGGAGAAGAAAAUAUCGGACAAUUCCUCUACCUUGAAGGUUCUGAAUACCUCAUGUGGAAUACCUAUGAUGUUCAUUUCUACUCAUCUUUUGCACUUCUCAUGCUAUUCCCAAAACUUGAACUUAGCAUCCAAAGAGACUUUGCUGCUGCAGUAAUGAUGCACGAUCCUACUAGAAAGAAAGUUAUGAAUGACGGAAAGCUAGUUCCAAGAAAAGUUCUUGGUGCCGUUCCACAUGAUACCGGUCUUAAUGAUCCUUGGUUUGAACUAAAUGCUUAUAACCUUUUUGACACAGCUAGAUGGAAGGACUUGAAUUCUAAAUUUGUUCUCCAGAUAUACAGGGAUGUAGUCGCUACCGGUGACAAAAGUUUUGCUAAAGCUGUUUGGCCUUCGGUAUAUGUUGCAAUAGCUUAUAUGGAUCAGUUUGAUAAGGAUGGGGAUGGGAUGAUUGAGAAUGAGGGAUUCCCUGAUCAAACCUAUGACGCAUGGUCUGUUUCUGGUGUGAGUGCAUAUUGUGGUGGGCUUUGGGUGGCGGCACUCCAGGCUGCAUCAGCCCUGGCACGUGAAGUUGGUGACAACGCAUCAGCCAAUUACUUCUGGGCUAAGUAUCAGAAGGCAAAAGCUGUGUAUGUCAAACUAUGGAAUGGUUCCUAUUUCAACUAUGACAGCAGUAGUAAUAGUUCUAUUCACGCUGAUCAGUUGGCUGGGCACUGGUAUGCUAGAGCAUGUUGUCUUUCUCCAAUUGUUGAUGAGGAAAAAGCAAAGAGUUCCCUCGAAAAGAUUCACAAGUUCAAUGUCUUAAAGGUGAAAGAUGGAAUGCGAGGUGCAGUCAAUGGAAUGCUACCAGAUGGAAGAGUUGAUAUGUCAGCAUUGCAAUCCAGAGAAAUAUGGCCUGGAGUUACAUAUGCUGUUGCUGCUUCUAUGAUUCAAGAGGGAAUGGUGGACAUGGCAUUUCAGACUGCAGUUGGUAUCUAUGAAGCAGCAUGGUCCCAAGAAGGUCUCGGUUAUUCAUUUCAGAUUCCAGAAGGGUGGAAUACUGAUGACCAGUAUAGAUCGCUUUGCUACAUGCGACCAUUGGCAAUAUGGGCAAUGCAGUGGGCAUUAUCAAAGCCUAAGCUCGUUAAAGAGGAGAUGAAUCUUGACUUGGUUGAUGAAACUUUGCAUCAUAGGCAAAAUUUAGGAUUUUCCAGAGUUGCUCAACUUUUGAAGUUGCCAAAAGAUGAAGCUUCCAAAAGCUUCCUACAGGUUGUUUAUGAGUUCACUUGCAGAAGAUUGCCAUUGUAAAAUUCACUAACUAAUAAAUAAUAAUCAUUCAAUGCUACGUUUGGAUGCAUUGAUUAGAAAUAAAGGUAUUUGGAUUGA
This is a messenger RNA of Hevea brasiliensis (rubber tree), 3007 nucleotides long. RefSeq lists its product as uncharacterized. Gene Ontology annotation, molecular function: beta-glucosidase activity; glucosylceramidase activity. The coding region runs from base 89 to 2929 and encodes 946 amino acids. The record is from RefSeq and is a predicted model, not a curated record. Gene Ontology annotation, cellular component: membrane. Lineage: Eukaryota; Viridiplantae; Streptophyta; Magnoliopsida; Malpighiales; Euphorbiaceae. The transcript has 19 exons. Gene Ontology annotation, biological process: carbohydrate metabolic process; glucosylceramide catabolic process.